Ogataea haglerorum is the source of this 2856-nucleotide messenger RNA. RefSeq lists its product as uncharacterized. Gene Ontology annotation, cellular component: U4/U6 x U5 tri-snRNP complex; cytosol; U2-type catalytic step 2 spliceosome. Gene Ontology annotation, molecular function: GTPase activity; GTP binding; U5 snRNA binding. The record is from RefSeq and is a predicted model, not a curated record. NCBI's taxonomy places the organism in Eukaryota, Fungi, Ascomycota, Pichiomycetes, Pichiales, Pichiaceae. The transcript has a single exon. Gene Ontology annotation, biological process: mRNA splicing, via spliceosome. Bases 1 to 2856 code for a protein of 951 amino acids.
AUGUCUGAAGAACUCUACGAUGAGUUUGGAAACCUCAUUGGUGUUCCAGAGAGCGACAGUUCAAGCGACGAGGCAAUGGAGGUCAAUCACACGGAGCUCGCUGUUAGGCAACCUGGCUUACAGGAGGUUUUUGGAGAAGAUGUUGAGACUAUUAUAGCGACAUCUGAUGCAAAGGAUAUCAGCGAGCCUAUUGUUGAGCCUGACACGGAGCAGAAAUUUAAAGUAGAAGAGGAACAUCUACCCGAAACAUUCUAUUCGAAGGAUUACCUGUGGAAUAUGACAUUUCUCCCGUCAAAAGUGCGAAAUAUUGCUCUCGUUGGUGGUUUACAUUCCGGGAAAACAACGUUUUUAGACCAACUUAUCCAUGAAACCCAUGACAUCAAUCACAUUCAAGCCAAAGAUUACAAGCCCCUUCGAUACACGGACAAUCAUAUCAUAGAAAUCAAACGGGGGAUUUCUAUAAAGACAUCGAGUAUGUCAUUAUUGAUGCCAGAUCUGGAGCAAAAAUCCACCGUGACACACAUUCUCGAUGCACCCGGACACGUUGAUUUUGUGGACGAGAUGGCUGUGGCAGUAAGACUUGCCGAUAUUGCUGUCCUGGUUGUAGACGCCGUUGAAGGUCUAACCAAAGGUUUGCAGCUGGCUCUAGAUCAUAUUUUGUUAACCAACACUCCCAUUUGUCUGAAUAUUUCGAAAUUUGACCGCUUGAUCUUGGAACUUCGACUGCCGCCACUGGAUGCCUACUAUAAACUUCGCAGCAUCGUUCACGAGAUUAACGACUAUAUCUCUUCGUCUGAGCAUGUUAAAAAUGGCAGCUAUACUCGACAAACGACACUCUCGCCUGCUCUUGGGAAUGUGUGUUUUAGUUCCAGCAACUUGAACAGCUGUUUCACUCUCCGCAGCAUUGCAAAGAGAUAUCUGGAGAAGUCCAAGCUGGAUCUUGACACACUUGCUCCCAAACUUUGGGGAGAUAUCUACUAUAUUGACAAGAAAUUCACAAUUAAGCCUCCAGAUAAGGCUACUCACGCAAAAUCGAGAAGUUUCAUCAAGUUUGUCCUGGAACCGAUAUAUAAGAUGGUCACCGCUACUCUGACGAAAAGCCCGAAAGAGUUAAAGCAAUAUCUCGAGGAAUCUCAUGGAAUUUCCAGUAUUCAUCCCUCAAAAUUCAAACUAGAUGUCCAACUUCUGCUGAAGGAGGUCUUUUUUGCCUUUUUCGGUGGAGUUUGCCCUCCUUUCGUGGACCUAAUACAGCAUAUGCCUUCACCGGAAGACAUGAAUGUUGACAAAUUCAAUCUACUAUACAAAGGCAAUACCUCCGAUGAACUGCUCGCGCACAUUGAGAAGUGCGAUCCUAAGGGCCCGGUCAUAGCGUAUGUGGCAAAGCUUGUUGACUCUGCUAGCGCAGCGAGGUUCUAUGCACAGGUGCGUGUGCUUUCAGGCACAUUAAAACCAGGCAAUUCAUUUCUGCUGCUGGGUGAGAACUACAGCCCAGAGUUCACAGAUGACAUGAAAGUACAGGACGUGCGGCGUGCAUUUUUGAGCUGCUCGCGCUACAAGAUUCCAGUAGAAGGUAUUCCAGCCGGGUCUAUAGGGUUGAUUUCAGGACACGAUAUUGACGUGUUUAUCAGUAAGACUGCCACCAUUUUCGACCAAAGGCUCAAGUCUCCAACGCUGGAAAUAUUUAGACCACUGGACAAAAUAUCGAAACCGGUCUUCAAAAUUGCUGUGCAACCUGCAAACCCGUCCGAGCUUUCGAAAUUCACUGAAGGUCUAAAAAAGCUCAACAGAUCUUACGUCGGAUCAGAGAUUAGAGUUGAACAGGGAGGCGAGCACGUGAUAUUGGGGUACGGAGAGCUGUAUUUGGACUGUCUGCUCCACGAUUUGCGACUGCUAUAUGCGAAACUGGACAUCAAGGUUAGUGAUCCCACGGCUCGGUUUUCGGAGACAUGUUUGGACAUGUCGAAAGUGAAGCUGAUUACAGAAUCUGCCAACAUGAAAAACAAUCUCACUGUGAUAGCAGAGCCUCUGGAGGAGGAUAUUUCCAGGGAUAUUGAAGCCGGUGUUCUCGUACCAUCAAUUCCUCCCAGGGAACUUGCCAAGAGGCUUAGGAAUGAUUAUGGAUGGGAUGCUUUGGCCGCGAGAUCUGUUUGGGCUUUUGGUCCUGAUGAAACGGGUACGUGUAUGCUUCUCGACGACACGCUGCCUGAGGAGACAGAUAAAGCAAGGCUUGCAGAGCUGAAAGAAUUGAUUAUCCAGGGUUUCAAGUGGUCGACUAGAGAAGGGCCUCUUUGCGACGAACCAGUGAGAAACAUCAAAUUUAGGAUCAUUGGUGCACAGUUAUCAACCAACUUUCUAGAAUCAAACGGAGCACAAAUCAUUCAGAUGUCGCGGAAGGCAUGCUACACGGCAAUGAUGACGGCUACUCCACGAUUACUCGAACCGGUUUAUGAGAUUCAUAUUUUGUGUUUCUCUUCGGUGUUACCUGCCCUGAACAAGCUGCUCGAUAGACGAAGAGGCAAAAUCACGAACGAUGCUCCCGUGGAAGGCGCCCCGCUAUACAAAGUAUACGGGUAUGUUCCAGUGAUCGACUCUGUGGGGCUGGAGACGGACAUUCGAAUGUACAGUCGCGGCCAAGCGAUGUGCCAACUGGUGUUCAGCCACUGGUCCGUAGUUCCUGGGGAUCCACUGGACGAGGACUGUUUCAUUCCGGUUCUGAAACCUGCGCCAAUCCAGUCCCUGUCCCGCGACUUUACCAUGAAAACUAGGAAAAUGAAAGGUCUUGAUGACGAGCCAUCUUUGAAAAAAUAUGUGGACCACGAAGUCUUCGGAAAGUUAAAGAGCGCUGGAAUUGUAUAG